This is a messenger RNA of Spodoptera litura, 612 nucleotides long. The record is from RefSeq and is a predicted model, not a curated record. NCBI's taxonomy places the organism in Eukaryota, Metazoa, Arthropoda, Insecta, Lepidoptera, Noctuidae.
ACGAGAUUACACCACUAAGAAAAUAUACACAUCCGUCUAGCACCAUUGUCAAUUUACAUCUGACCAAAUCAGUUCCAUUUUCAAACAGUCACGUGACACUAUGGUUCACAAAUUGUUAUUGUGUGUCUAUGCAACCGUGCAAUUAGUAGUAGCUUAUAUGCAAUCUGAUGAUUUAUACUAUCCUGAAAAUAAAAUGGUAAUCGGUAAUUUAAAACGAAGGGAAGUUGUACCACUGAAUCCAUACUCAAAGAUUAAUAGUAGAAGAAGAUUUGGGAACGAUGGACAAGGAAGCCUAAAUUAUAGAAGGACCAAAGAUAUUCGUGAAGAUUUCAUUGAUCGAAGGUUUGAGCUGUCUGAAUCCCAGCUAAGAGAAGUACAACUUGACAAUAAAGAGAAUAAUUUGAACAAACUGCACGACGAAUUGAGCUGGCUCUCCCUUGACACUGUUGAAGGCAUAGAUCAACCAACAGACUUGGUGGUUUUCGGCGAACAGUAGUUUAAAAUGAAAAUACUUUUUAUAGUUUGAUAGUUUUACCCGAAAUCAUGGCUAAUUACUAAGCACCAACAAUGUUCGUAAUAUCUCUAGGCACCGCAAUGAUUGAAUUGUCCAAA